AUGAUGUUCUUCGCCCACCUCAUUCUCUUGCUGGGUCUCCCGACUGCCCUGGUUGGCGCUAUUCCUAUGACGCCUGCCCCCGAUACGUUGGAAUUGGCUGCGUUCAAGCGUGCUGCAUCCAGCUAUUGGGUGGGAAAUAUCAAGCGUCAGGGCACUGUGCCAUUCGCUAGCUCCACUGACUAUCAGGUGUUCCGUAACGUGAAGGACUUUGGCGCCAAGGGUGAUGGAUCUACUGAUGACACCGCGGCAAUCAACAAGGCCAUCUCCUCUGGUGGCCGCUGUGGCAAGGGCUGCGACUCGUCUACUACGACCCCUGCCCUAGUCUACUUCCCGCCUGGUACUUAUGUCGUUUCGAAGCCCAUCGUGCAGUACUACUACACCCAGAUCGUCGGUGAUGCAGUUGACCUGCCCGUGAUCAAGGCUGCUGCUGCCUUCGCUGGCAUGGCAGUUAUCGAUGCCGAUCCUUACGAGGACAAUGGCGACAACUGGUAUACCAACCAAAACAACUUCUUCCGUGCUAUUCGCAAUAUCGUCAUUGAUCUUACUGCUAUGCCCCAGGGUUCUGGAGCUGGUAUUCACUGGCAGGUCGGUCAGGCUACUAGUCUGCAGAACAUCCGAUUUGAGAUGAUCAAGGGUGGCGGCUCUGCCAACAAGCAGCAAGGUAUCUUCAUGGAUAAUGGUUCAGGUGGUUUCAUGUCCGACCUGACCUUCAACGGCGGUAACUACGGCAUGUUCCUGGGUAACCAGCAGUUCACUACGCGAAACCUGACCUUCAAUGGCUGCCAGACUGCCAUCUACAUGAACUGGAACUGGGCCUGGACCUUCAAGUCUGUCAACAUCAAUGACUGCCAGGUCGGCCUCAACAUGUCCACUUCGCCUUCCAACCAGACUGUUGGCUCUGUCAUGAUGCUCGAUAGCAAGCUCACCAACACCCCGACUGGUAUCGUUACUGCUUGGACCAAGAAUAGCAUCCCUGCUGGUGGUGGUACUCUCGUCCUGGAUAACGUCGAUUUCUCUGGCUCCACUGUCGCGGUGGCCGGUAUUGAUGGCAACACCAUUCUGGCUGGCGGCGCUGUGGUUGACAGCUGGGUGCAGGGCAACACCUACACCCCUUCCUCUUCCGUCUCUGCCAAGCGUGCUUACCGCCCCGAGGAGGAUAAUGCUGACACCGAGGUCGUCACCAUUGUCGAGACUGUUGUGCAGACUGUGACGGCGUGUGCUGCCACUAAUGGUGCCGCGACCCUCGCGACGAACGCUGCUUCCAGCUCCAACACCCACGUCACUACUCCCAUUCUGCCUUCGGGCACUGGUUCGGGCGAUCGCUCUCUUGGAUCGCAAGCUAGCAUUUCUGCCCCCACCUUGUCUGGUCUUCCCGGCAUGGACAACAGCUGGCUGUCUGUCUUUGUUGGCUCGUCCGAACCGACCGACGAGGUUACUGUUCCCACCUCUCAAACCCCUGCAGCCAGUGAAGAGCCCUCUGCUACUGUUCCUGCCGCUGGCGAAUCCACAGCUGCUAUUGUCGCGGGAUCUAGUGAAGCGACUACCGUUCCUGAGACCAGCCAGGCCGUCCCAGCAGUUGAGACCUCCAGUGCUGUUCCCGUUGCUCAGUCAACCCCCGCAUCUGGCACCUCGAGUGCUGUCUCUCAGGCCACUGGUUCUAGCAGUGGUUCGGGAACGUGCAGGAGUGAUGCUAACCAGGCUGUCGCCUCUGCUCGCACCCAGAGCACCAUGAAGGCCAGCUCCAAGCCCGGUGACCUUCUCAGUGGUGGCGCCGUUUUCGAAAAGUCAAAGCCACUCUACGAGUCUCUCCCCGCUUCCUCGUUCAUCAGCGUCAAGUCUGCUGGUGCCAAGGGUGAUGGAACCACCGACGAUACCGCUGCUCUCCAGAAGGUGCUAGACAGUGCCACCUCCGACCAGGUUGUUUACUUUGAUCACGGUGCGUACGUGAUUACCUCGACCUUGAAGAUUCCGAAGGACAUCAAGAUUACCGGUGAGGUUUGGCCCAUGAUUAUGGCCCACGGCGCCAAGUUCCAAGAUGAGAAGAACCCAAUUCCCGCUGUGCAGGUUGGUCAGCAAGGCGAGUCUGGAUCCGUCGAGCUGAGCGACUUGAUCAUUACCACCAAGGGCGCUGCCCCCGGUGCUAUUCUUAUGCAAUGGAACGUCGCCGCCUCCUCGCAGGGCUCGGCUGGCAUGUGGGAUGUCCACAUUCGCAUUGGUGGUGCUGCCGGUACUGGCCUCCAGAGUGAUACCUGCCCCAAGACUCCUGCCAAGCAGACUACUCCUAAGGCUGAGUGCAUUGCGGCGUUCUUGCUCUUGCACAUUACCGAGAAGGCUAGUGCUUACAUCGAGAACUCCUGGAUGUGGACCGCUGACCACGAGCUCGACCUGGCCGACCACGAUCAGAUCAACGUCUACACUGGCCGUGGUGUUCUUGUCGAAUCGCAGGGCCCGGUUUGGCUCUGGGGCACUGCUUCUGAGCACCACCAGCUGUACAACUACCAGGUGUCGAACGCUGCCAACGUUUUCAUGGGUCUGAUCCAGACUGAGACCCCGUACUACCAGUCCAAUCCCACCGCAUUGGUUCCCUACACGCCUCAGGACUCCUGGAAUGAUCCCGAUUUCUCGACAUGCACAACGGCCUCCUGCAAGAAGUCCUGGGGUCUGCGCGUGAUCAACACCUCUGAUCUGUUCAUCUACGGUGCUGGCCUCUACAGCUUCUUCGAGAACUACGCGCAAACUUGCUUGAACACAGAGGACUGCCAGGAGAAUAUGGUAGAGGUUGACUGUUCGGAUGUUCACAUCUACGGUCUCAGCACCAAGGCUGCCGUUAACAUGGUCACCUCGUCCGCAGGCAAGAGCAUGGUCCCCCAGAAGCCCAACACAAGUAACUUCUGCUCGACCAUUGCUCUUUUCGAGCAGUCUGUCUAG
This is a messenger RNA of Penicillium subrubescens, 2928 nucleotides long. Its product is annotated as glucan endo-1-3-beta-glucosidase. The transcript has 2 exons. NCBI's taxonomy places the organism in Eukaryota, Fungi, Ascomycota, Eurotiomycetes, Eurotiales, Aspergillaceae. The record is from RefSeq and is a predicted model, not a curated record. The coding region runs from base 1 to 2928 and encodes 975 amino acids.